AUGAGCACAAGACGUAAAGCACUUUACGGUGGCGAUGGUAUUUCCCUUUCCUUGAAGCUGACAGCUCCGCCUGCGAAGCCGCCACGGGGCUAUUUACGAAGCGGACCUGUGCGGAUCGAACCGCUUGGAAGUGUGGGUAAUCAGGAGGAGAAUUCACAAAAACAGAAGUCGCAGUAUCGUUUUUCGACAACGGAAAAGUAUACCAACAUGAAAAACUAUUUUCGUGAGAUAGUUCAAGCAAGGGACAGCUGUGAGUUUUCUGGUCAUGAAGCUGUAGAUAUCUUGGACAACUAUCUGGAGAUGAAUCGUGAGCAGUUCUCCGGCAAUAUUGUUAGAAGGCAGAACUCUGCUAAGGUACUUGACAUGUGGUUGCGCGAGAAUGUUAUUCGCCCGGUUCAUUCAUCUUGUAAGGACUCGCCACCUAUGUUUUGUGAUAGCAAAAAGGCAAUCUACACAAUGAAUCCCGAUUCUGAUCACAAAUUGUAUAUUUGCUCAACACCCACCUCCUACAACACAUCAGUGGGUAGAAGGCCGUCGCGAACAAGUUCGUUCAAGCGGUUUUUCUCUCCGAGCCGAUCUUUGGCCACUUUUGAUUUAUUUUUGUGGCUUGUUGCCAUCACUGCUUGUUCUCUUCACUUUUGCUACAAUUCAGAGGAGGCUGAGUUACAUGACGCUGCUUUGUUCCGUCUUUUAACGAUUGUGGAAAUACCUAUGCUCGAUGAUUUGACUACCUUGCCUGGACAGCCAACGAGAAGCGCUUCGAUACUUUCCACGAUACUUUCGAGAAUUGGUCUUGGAGGUUCCACUCCCGAAACCAUUGCAUCAAAAGAAGAAGAAAUGGAUGAUCUUCUCGAAGACACCCUAUCUAUUCGGCCUCUUCUGGUGUGGUUCCAACUCGCACGAAUUUGCGCUCCUGGGCUUUAUUUCAAGUCUACUGGAGAGAAACCGACUCGAGAGGAAAUCCACAAUUGGGCGAAAGCGGCUGUGCAAGCGAUGUUUACCUUCAGGAUUUGUGACCGAUACUCGUCGAUCACCCAUCGUGGGUCGUCUCCACUAUUUCCCACGGAAUUUUCGCCUGUCAUUGAAGCAAUUGUCCAACAGCUCCUUGGCAAGAAGAAAAGGAAAACGAAAUUAGCAUUACAGUUAGUGUUCUUGAAACAGAAUGAUCUCAUGAGAGAGAUGAAAAGGUCUAUUUCUUUCAGAUACCUCUGCCUUAUGAUCCCACAACGGCUACGCACUCAUCUCAGCAAUCUAAUACAAUUCCUUGAACGAACCAUAGGAACCGAUGAGUUUGUGUCCCUGCGAAAUCCAUACUUCUUAGGCAAAAAAGGAGACACGGAAAACUUCGAGAUCGUUCUUAAUGAGUUGAGAUCAUUCAUAUUUCCGCAAUCAAUUGGAAGACUUGACCAGAACAGAUUGAUUGAAGCUCUGUUGGAGCUGAGAAGAGAAGGCAAGCUGGGCGAAGAACCUGCCGAGUUGACCGCAGAUCUAAAGAGAUUAAGAGAAGGCGCCGACAACGCAAUGGUACCUGUUCGUUACUGCGAGGCUGAACCCUCCACGGGAAAAUUCGACGCCGAUGCUGAAGUGGCUCACGCUUUGAUGGCCAUUAUUGAUAGUAACAAUUUAUCUAACGCUGAAAAGCAGAAAAAAUGCGAAUUGUUCAGGGAACACCAUCCAAAAAUCUACAAGAAAUAUUUUUCUCAUCUUUGUUUCUAA
Messenger RNA from Ostertagia ostertagi, 1716 nucleotides. The record is from the annotation of a GenBank genome assembly. Lineage: Eukaryota; Metazoa; Nematoda; Chromadorea; Rhabditida; Trichostrongylidae.